CAAUUUGCAUUUCAAAUCAAAAUCUCUCUCUCUUAAACAAAUCACUAUUAACAAACACUAAAAGUCUAAAAGUUGAAGUUUCUUCUACUGCAAGUCAGCGAAGAUGACCGCACUCAAAGCCGAAGAGCAAAACCAUCUACAGCUUAUGGAGCGAGAAGAAAUGGAUGGCGAAGACGACUUGUUCGAAGCAAUCGAAAAGUUGAUCAAUCAAGGCAUCAAUGCUGGAGAUGUCAAGAAGCUUCAAGAUGCAGGUAUUUACACCUGCAAUGGCUUGAUGAUGUUCACGAAGAAGCACUUGACUGGAAUCAAAGGAUUGUCCGAGGCCAAAGUUGACAAGAUUUGUGAAGCUGCUGAAAAGAUAGUAAAUUAUGGCUAUAUAACCGGAAGUGAUGCUCUGCUCAAAAGGAAAUCUGUGAUUCGCAUCACAACUGGAAGUCAAGCCCUGGAUGAACUCUUAGGGGGUGGGAUUGAAACUUCGGCUAUCACAGAAGCUUUUGGGGAAUUCCGAUCCGGGAAGACACAGCUCGCUCAUACUCUUUGCGUCUCUACACAGCUUCCUACACAAAUGCAUGGUGGAAAUGGAAAGGUUGCUUACAUUGAUACUGAAGGAACUUUCCGACCUGAUAGAAUUGUCCCUAUAGCUGAAAGAUUUGGAAUGGACCCAGGAGCUGUCCUUGACAAUAUCAUUUAUGCCCGUGCAUAUACUUAUGAGCAUCAAUACAACUUGCUUCUUGGUCUGGCUGCAAAAAUGUCUGAAGAGCCAUACAGACUUCUGAUUGUUGAUUCUGUUAUCGCUCUCUUUCGGGUGGAUUUUACUGGAAGGGGAGAGCUUGCAGAGCGUCAGCAAAAAUUGGCACAGAUGCUGUCACGGUUGAUAAAGAUAGCUGAGGAAUUUAACGUUGCAGUCUACAUGACCAACCAAGUCAUAGCUGACCCAGGUGGAGGAAUGUUCAUAUCAGAUCCGAAAAAACCAGCAGGAGGGCAUGUGCUUGCCCAUGCAGCCACUAUCAGGUUGAUGUUCAGGAAAGGCAAAGGUGAACAGCGGGUAUGCAAGGUGUUUGAUGCCCCAAAUUUGCCUGAGGCUGAAGCAAUAUCCUUAAUCUCGAUACAAUUGGUUUUGCUUUACCUUUUGAUUCUGGUUUAAUUAAUCAUGUUUUCAUGAAAAAAUGAUUAUAUGAUACAGGGUUGGCUUCUUUUUUGAUAAAAUGAUAAAAAGGCUGCUGAAGUAAAAUCCGAAGAACAAUAAUGCGUCUUCUCUGAUCCUAAUUUCCAGCCAAGUGUUUAAUAGUUAUUGAGAAGUUAUUCUUGACCGAAGCACGUGUUUCAGAUAACAUCAGGAGGCAUUGCAGAUGCAAAGGACUAGAAAAUGACACUGCUAGAGGUGCUUCUGCUGAGCUAUAGGAGUUGGAAGUAGUAAAAUAUCUCAUUUUUCCUGCUAUCUACUCGUAGAUUUGUUAUAUGCGUGCUUCUGCUGGAGAAAUGCCAUUGACAGUAUUCAACUUAUCUGUAUGCUGUUUUAAAUGGUUUUCUCAUGGCUGUUCUUGUCCUUUUGUUUUCGAACCACGUGGCCGCUCUUGUCCAUGCUUCGAAUUUCCUAACCUCUUUGACAAACGUGAGCCUAGAUGUAGAGUAGCAGCAUUCGUUGAAAACAAAUGGGACCACUGUACCGCUUCCUUUAUACAAUUUAAUCCUGCAAGGUUCCUUUUUA
Messenger RNA from Populus nigra (black poplar), 1708 nucleotides. Its product is annotated as meiotic recombination protein DMC1 homolog. NCBI's taxonomy places the organism in Eukaryota, Viridiplantae, Streptophyta, Magnoliopsida, Malpighiales, Salicaceae. The record is from RefSeq and is a predicted model, not a curated record. Bases 104 to 1144 code for a protein of 346 amino acids. Gene Ontology annotation, cellular component: condensed nuclear chromosome; nucleus. Gene Ontology annotation, biological process: mitotic recombination; DNA recombinase assembly; DNA strand invasion. Gene Ontology annotation, molecular function: single-stranded DNA binding; ATP-dependent DNA damage sensor activity; ATP hydrolysis activity. The transcript is spliced from 14 exons.